Messenger RNA from Lobosporangium transversale, 1582 nucleotides. RefSeq lists its product as hypothetical. Lineage: Eukaryota; Fungi; Mortierellomycota; Mortierellomycetes; Mortierellales; Mortierellaceae. The coding region runs from base 246 to 1538 and encodes 430 amino acids. Gene Ontology annotation, molecular function: 2-oxoglutarate-dependent dioxygenase activity. The transcript is spliced from 2 exons. The record is from RefSeq and is a predicted model, not a curated record.
CGUCUUUAAACGAAUCUCUCUCUGGAUUCCACCUCAAACUUAGAGAGCUUGCAGCGAGCUUCGAGGACCGAUGGUCCAAUUCUAUCUCUGAAAUCACGAGUGGAAAUUGUGGGCAUGCUACUUUCAAGACACUACUCAGCGCGAGAACACUUUUCGGGAAGAUUUUUUUCAGCAAUGACAAUGAAAAUGAUUCUACGGCCUCCUCAAACCCAAUUCACGAUUUAAUUAUCCUAUCAGACAAUUUGAUGGAUUAUGGGCGUGAAAUGCUUCAUGCAUAUCCUUACCGCGAAGUUCCACGUUGCUGGCGCGAGAUGUACUCUGAUGCGGGGAUACUCAAAGCCUUCGCGCUGUGUUGCCUUCAUGAAACACCCAUUACGGGCAAUGAUGGAGCAGAUAUACUGUAUAGGGAAUCACUAGCACCACUCCGUAUGGCAAUCACGGCCUGCGAUAACGUCCUUAUCAUGGCUGGAGCAUGUGGACAUGGUCGAAAGCCUCUUCUGUACGACCUGAUCGAAGCUAUCGAGGUCAAGAUCGAGGAGAGGGAGCAAGCUCUACCAUCACCUCACAAGCGUCAAAAGAAAGCAAGGCUUUCUUCUGUGAAACUAGAAGAGGAUUUUGACCCAGAAUCUAGUCCUGUGAUUAAAUGUCCUAUUCCUCGUGUCCACCUUCCAGCAUUUGAUGUCUUUCGUGACCAUGUCCAUAAUCCUUCCGGCGCAACGCCCCUUAUCAUCACAGGAGCUAUUGACCACUGGCGAGCGAGGUCGCGAUGGACACACUUGGAUUCGAUUUGUCAAGCAGGGCCUGAUCGACUUGUUCCGAUCGAAAUUGGCAACCAAUACACUGAUGAGCAAUGGACACAAAAAUUGGUAACUGUUCGAGAGUUCAUUGAGCAGUAUAUUAUCACUCCUAAUGGAUUUAGCUCUGAUACAAAUCAUGACGAUGAUAGUGAGCGCCGACAGCUACGGAAUCAGAAGAGCCAGAGACAGAUUGGCUAUUUAGCUCAGCAUGAUUUAUUUGACCAGAUACCACGACUCAGGAGAGAUGUAGAUAUUCCGGACUACUGUUUGAUUGAUGUCAAUGAACAACAGGGGUAUCAUCCACCAGAUGAUGUGCUAUUAAAUGCAUGGUUUGGCCCCAAAGAAACAGUAUCACCUAUGCAUACAGACCCGUAUCAUAAUCUGCUUGCACAAGUAGUGGGUCGAAAGUACGUCCGAUUGUAUUCACCAGAAGAGACGUCAAAACUAUAUCCUUAUGGAACUUUCGAAUCAACAGGGAAAGAGAUACAGCGUCAAACAGUAAAUGAGGGUGAAGAGAAGACACAUGAUGAUGAUGGCCAAGAACAACAAGAACGUAGUAUGCUGAACAAUACAAGCCAAGUCAAUGUUGAAAAUCCAGAUUUAGAAAAACAUCCACGAUUUACAGAAGCAAAGUACGUGGAUGCAAUCCUCGAGCCAGGAGAUCUGCUCUAUAUUCCCUUUCAAUGGUGGCAUUAUAUUCGGUCUCUCUCAAUAAGCUUUUCAGUUAGUUUUUGGUUCUAAAGCUCGUGAGGAAUAAAAAUACAUGGCUCCUGGUGCUGUCCGUC